Molecule: messenger RNA, 691 nt
Organism: Acanthopagrus latus (yellowfin seabream)
Lineage: Eukaryota; Metazoa; Chordata; Actinopteri; Spariformes; Sparidae
Source: the annotation of a RefSeq genome assembly
AUGGCCCACCCUUCACAGCUAGGAUUCCAGGACGCAGCUUCCCCAGUUAUAGAAGAACUUCUCCACUUCCACGAUCAUGCCUUAAUAAUUGUCUUUUUAAUUAGUACGCUAGUACUUUAUAUUAUUGUGGCCAUGGUCUCUACCAAAAUAAGUGACAAAUACAUCCUGGAUUCUCAAGAAAUUGAAGUAAUCUGAACGGUCCUCCCAGCAUUCAUCCUAAUUUUAAUUGCUCUACCAUCACUACGGAUCCUCUACCUUAUGGAUGAAAUUAAUGACCCUCAUCUUACAAUCAAAGCUGUGGGUCAUCAAUGAUAUUGAAGCUACGAGUACACAGAUUAUGAAGAUCUUGGCUUUGACUCCUACAUGUUACCAACACAGGAUCUCGCCCCCGGACAAUUCCGUCUCCUGGAAGCAGACCAUCGAAUGGUUAUCCCAGUAGAAUCUCCUAUUCGAGUACUAGUAUCAGCUGAAGAUGUAUUACACUCAUGAGCCGUUCCAUCCAUCGGUGUAAAGAUAGAUGCCGUCCCAGGCCGCUUAAACCAAACAACAUUUAUCACCUCCCGCCCUGGUGUCUUUUAUGGCCAAUGCUCUGAAAUUUGCGGAGCAAAUCAUAGCUUCAUGCCCAUUGUUGUUGAAGCCGUUCCCCUAGAGCAUUUCGAAAAGUGAACUUCGCUAAUGCUUGAAGACGCCU